Molecule: messenger RNA, 1454 nt
Organism: Dothidotthia symphoricarpi CBS 119687
Lineage: Eukaryota; Fungi; Ascomycota; Dothideomycetes; Pleosporales; Dothidotthiaceae
Product: NAD(P)-binding protein
Exons: 3
Coding region: 273-1253 (326 amino acids)
Biological process (GO): cellular response to oxidative stress
Cellular component (GO): cytoplasm
Molecular function (GO): zinc ion binding; quinone reductase (NADPH) activity
Source: RefSeq, a predicted model, not a curated record
CUACCCCGCGCUCUCCCAGGAUAAGAUGACGCCAUUCGGACUUAACGCUCGGUAUUAAUCAUCACUAUACAUACCCCAACGUCUAUUCAACUACAUAUAAACGCUACCGUCUGUAUACCCGAUUCAUGUCUUUGGUUUUACACUCUGUUCGAACUGCCCGAGUACUCGCCAGACCCAUAGCUGCGUCCACAAGACUUUCUUCACUGAGCUCACACUUUCAGACUAGUUCAAGAGCAUUCGGAUUUCGAAAGAUGUCGUCGCUACCGAAAACCAUGAAGGCGGUCAUCAUUGAGAAGACAGGCGGCACAGACGUCCUACAGUACAAGACCGACUGGCCCGUCCCCGAGCCAAAAGAUGGCGAGGUACUAGUCAAGAACGAGUACAUAGGAAUAAACUACAUCGACACCUACUUCCGCUCAGGCGUCUACCCGCUCCCGGAAGUGCCCUUCAUCCUCGGCCGGGAGGGAAGCGGCACCAUCGCCGCCGUCGGCGCAAACGCACCCUCGGACCUGAAAGUCGGAUCACGCGUCGUAUACAUGGGCACGCAGGCGUACGCCGAGUACACGCCCGUGAGCGGCAAGAGCACAAUCCCCAUCCCGGACUCCAUCGAUAGCAAGAUCGCGGCCGCGGCCUUGCUCCAGGCCCUCACGGCACUAACCCUCAUCCGCGAAGCGUACCCCGUGCAGAAAGGCGACUGGGUGCUCGUCACUGCCGCGGCUGGCGGAGUGGGGCUAUGGCUGUGUCAGAUGCUUCGGGCGGUGGGCGCGCGCACGAUUGCUACGGCUAGUACGGAGGAGAAGAGACAGCUUGCCAAGGAGAAUGGCGCUGAGGUGCUGCUGGAGUACCAUGAAGAAGAUCGGGAUGUGUUUGUCAAGAAGGUUCUUGAGAUUACGGGGGGCGAGGGUGUGCACGCCGUGUUUGAUUCCGUGGGCAAGGACACGUUUGAUAGCAGUCUGGCUGUUGUGCGGAGGAAGGGCACGAUGGUUAGCUUUGGUAAUGCGUCGGGUCCUGUCACGGGCUUCAGUUUGGCGCGCCUGUCCGCGAAAAACGUCAAGCUCCUCCGCACCACGCUGUUCAACUACAUCGCCACGCGCGACGAGCUCGUACAGUACGCCGACGAGCUGUGGAAGUUUAUCGAGAAGGAUGGUCUGAAUGUUAGGAUCCACGAUGUGUAUCCUUUGGCGGAUAUUGCGCGGGCGACGCAGGAUAUUGAGGGUAGGAAGACGACUGGUAAGUUGGUGUUGAAGCCAUAGGUUGUUAGUUUCGUAUGAAGAUAGGGGUAUAUUAUGUUAUUGUGUAGUGUUCGUUUGGAGGGUGUGGGUGUUCAAAGCAUUGCUUUUCGGCAUGUUGUGGUGUAUGUGAAGUCUUCUUCCUCUGUUUCUGUGUGUCUUUCGGUGGAUGUGGAAUACGGAUGCGUGGACUGCGGAACUCUGACGCUUCGCUUUCUUGCUGGU